AUGUCUCAUCAAACACGAAAUAGAACACAGAUAGUGCUUCUUGUGUUCCUCAUAUUGGCCGGUGGCUUCAACAUCGGGUCUGUACUGGCCAAUGUUCCUCUCACAGUCCUACGUGCAUACGCGCAGAUUACUGGGGGCUUCGAUCCUGACGGGACCGAUGCGCGUAACCGGACCAUCUUUUCAUUUCUUACAUCAAGUAUCGUCAUCGGAUCUUUCGCAAGCAUCUUCAUUACAGCCCCAAUCGUCAACAGAAUAGGGCGCAAGGCUGCUUGCAUGCUUUUUGCUGUGCUAGUGGCCGGCCUUCUCGGGCUGACACUUAUCCCCGUGAACUACUUGUAUCUCAUAAUCAUGCGAUUUCUUGUUGGGGUUCCGUCGACCUCGUUCCUCAUCGUUUUUCCAGCGUGGAUAUCUGAGCUAUCUCCUAGCGAAAUUCGUGGUCGCCUUACGUCCUGUCUCCAACUAGGAAACUCCUUGGGGACGUUUUUCGUCUAUCUGCUUGUCAUUAUUGUCAAGCAUUGGCCAUCUACGUGGCAAGUUCCUACUGGCUUCACCAUCCUCAGCUGCAUCGUUGUGUUCGUACUUGCCAUCCCAAUCAAGGAGCUUCCUCUGAGCGCAUUGCCCGAUCACGAGCAACAGCAUCCACAUCCACAUCCGCAUCCGCAACAGUCGUCUUUCAUAGAAAUGAGUCAGACGACUGUCCCAGCGUCAUCGUCGUGUACAGACAUCAGUGGAGUGUCCCGCGCUACUAUUCUGACUGUAGUGGAGAAUGGGGCUAGGUCUGCGACCAAUCCAUCAAGCCAGAGUAGCGAUUCUCCAGUCCCUUUAAAAGAGAUAUUCUGCAACCGUAUCUACCGUCGUUGCGUUUUUAUCUCUGUGUGCAUGCCCCUCAUGCAGCAAGGAGUGGGCGUUAAUGCCAUUCUCUUGUACGCUGGGUCCAUUUUCAAACAGCUUAGCUUUCCUGACAGCGACGUUGUCGGCGCGGCCCUUCUUGCUUUGUGGUGCGUGUUAGCUGGUAUCAUCGCAAUCCCUUUAGUAGAGCAGAAAGGGCGCAGAUACCUGAUCUUUAUUGGGAUGCCUAUCAUUCUCUUCUCUCUGAUUCUCCUGAUGACCUCUUACCUCAUAACCAAUCAAACAGUUACUACUGUAUUACUGCUAGUCUCUAUAUUUCUCUAUUUUCUUGCUUUCAACUUCUCGAUAGGUCCCCUUAUUUUCACCGUCUGCGGAGAGAGCUUUCCCCAGCGGAUCCGGAUACGACUCAUGAGCUUCACGUUUCUCAUCUUUCGCAUCAUAUCCAUAGUGGUCAUGAUUUCAUUCCCGUAUACCCUCGACAUCCUCUACAUCACGUUCUUCUUGUAUUUUUGCGUGGGUCUUGUUAGCACCGUUCUUUGCUGGUUCUCCCUUCCAGAGCUCAAGCAAAAGACCCCUGAAGAGGUUGAAAAGGCUGUGCUCACAGAGUACGUGUUUGAGCUAUUCACGCUCACCGGGAAAACUGUGCGUCGAAAGUCUGACGUACAAUCUGUAAAUUAA
Messenger RNA from Giardia duodenalis, 1527 nucleotides. Its product is annotated as Sugar-proton symporter. Gene Ontology annotation, biological process: transmembrane transport. Gene Ontology annotation, cellular component: membrane. Gene Ontology annotation, molecular function: myo-inositol:proton symporter activity. Bases 1 to 1527 code for a protein of 508 amino acids. The record is from RefSeq and is a predicted model, not a curated record. The transcript has a single exon. Lineage: Eukaryota; Fornicata; Diplomonadida; Hexamitidae.